Rhododendron vialii is the source of this 1122-nucleotide messenger RNA. Its product is annotated as hevamine-A-like. The coding region runs from base 4 to 1026 and encodes 340 amino acids. Gene Ontology annotation, biological process: carbohydrate metabolic process. The record is from RefSeq and is a predicted model, not a curated record. The transcript is spliced from 2 exons. NCBI's taxonomy places the organism in Eukaryota, Viridiplantae, Streptophyta, Magnoliopsida, Ericales, Ericaceae. Gene Ontology annotation, molecular function: chitinase activity. Gene Ontology annotation, cellular component: extracellular region.
AUCAUGGCUAAAAAAACUCAAGCCAGAGCUCUCGUUCUAUUAUUGCUGUCCCUCCUCCUCUUCCUAACUCUCCUGGAAACCACCGAGGCGCGCCGCGGCCGCCACGCCCGCCAUACCCACCAUGCCCGCCGCACCCACCACGCCCACCGCACCCACCGCACCCGUCGCGGUGGCAUAGCUGUAUACUGGGGCCAAGACGGCAACUUUAACGGCAACGAAGGAAACCUCACCGCACUCUGCGCCACCGGAAGAUUCACCUAUGUCAACAUUGCAUUCCUCGACGUAUUUGGCAACGGCCAAACCCCUCAACUCGGCCUGGCUACACAACACUGCAACCCCGCCACCAAUGGCUGCACCAUCUUUAGCGGGCAAAUCAGGUACUGCCAAAGGAAGCGCAUCAAAGUGAUGCUCUCCAUUGGCGGCCUCGUUGGAGACUACACUCUCGCUUCCAAAGCCGACGCAAAAAAUGUUUCCCUGUAUCUCUGGAACAACUACUUAGGCGGAUGGUCAUCGAAUCGCCCUUUCGGUGCUGCUGUAUUGGACGGUAUAGAUUUCUACAUUGAGCAAGGUUCCCCACUGUAUUGGGAUGAUCUUGCCCGCUAUCUACAUAGUUAUAGCAAGCGCGGAAAGAAGAAGGUGUACUUAUCGGCUGCCCCACGGUGUGUGUACCCCGAUUUUCUCUUAGGGAAUGCUCUUAAAACAGGCUUUUUUGACUUUGUUUGGAUACAGUAUUAUGACAAUGCAUGUGAGUACGUUGGUGGAAAUACUACUACUGAUUUGUUGAAUUCGUGGGCCGUGUGGACCAAGUCGGUAAAAGCUCGGAUGUUUUUCGUGGGAUUGGUGGCACUGCCACGGCCGCCCGACACCGAUGUUAUUCCGAGCGGGUUUAUUCCAGUCGACGUGUUAACGAGUCAGGUACUACCGGUGGUAAAGAAGUCGAGAAAGUAUGGGGGUGUGAUGCUUUGGAAUUUGUUUUACGAUGAGGAGGAUGGGUAUAGUACCGGCAUUCUAAGCAGUGUGCGAUGAAAAAUCGUGGAGUCUUUGUUUUUGGUUUUGCCAAUUUGUAGUCUCUUCAUGUAACAAGAAUGUGUUCAUUGGUUUGAACUCUGAACUAUUGUUUCA